AUGUCAAGUUCUACGCUCUCGCACUUGGCUGUACCUCGCUGGCGUGUGCCUCAAGUAUUUGGCUCUGUGCGGAACAAUUCAACUAGCCAUCAAGCUCGUCAAAAACAUCUCAAUAUCAUCCGCCGCCUGCAGAGGCAAGAGCGAAUCACUGCCGCCACUCUGGACGCUGACAUAGACGAUUUUCUACAACGAUUUGACCAUUUCUACAAAUCAAAGUCUGCCAACGAUGAGGCCGUCAAGACUGCUCUACGACAAAACAAGUAUAUUUCUACAGAACGAUUGAACCACGACAACUAUAUAUCCAUUUUCAGUCAAGAAAUCGUCGAGCACUUCAAUGACAUGAAGAAGCACCUCAAGGAUCUCAAGGAAGAGCCCUUUCCAGACUGGCAGCCUGGCGACUCAGAUGUUGUUCUUCGUCAACUAGACGAUCCAAAUCUGAAGCCCGAAGAUCUGGAGACCGAGCUGAAAACCAGAGAAAAGGAUGUCAUACGUCUUCUUGACAAAGCCGAUGAACACCAUGCAGCACUGGUGAAAGCUAGAGAAACCUUGCGUGAGAAAGGUGUCGUUGCCGCUGAAGCCGUCGCGGAUAACUACAUUAACGCACAUAUAUCCGACUAUGCAAACAUCGAUGUCCCUCUUGAUCCCGUCGAUCUUGAUACUAUCGACGAAGAUUCCACAGCCAUUCUUGCUUCUGUGAGGAGAGACGCUCCCUGA
Messenger RNA from Aureobasidium musti, 714 nucleotides. NCBI's taxonomy places the organism in Eukaryota, Fungi, Ascomycota, Dothideomycetes, Dothideales, Saccotheciaceae. The record is from the annotation of a GenBank genome assembly.